GGUCUCUUGCACAUGACGUCACGGUUACAGCGGGCGCCAUGUUGGGGAGCUAGCCUUUAGCUGCCUAGCCCCCAAGAGAGUCUGGCUGCAUACCUCCCGUGUUUUUUUUUCCUGUCUCCGCUAGUCCUUAAUUAAUUAAAAUGCCGCGUUACUGUUGCGUGAAAGGCUGUUCGAGUAACACAAGACACUUGGGUAUAAAGUUUUUCCGGUUUCCUGUCCAUAGGAAAGAUCGAGGACAGCAAAUGGAGAGUAUAACCAGAAGGCGCAGGUUAGCAUGGGUUGCCGCUGUCAGGCGAAAGAAUAUUACCUUCAAUCACAUAUCAGAGGGGAUGCGAGUAUGUUCCCUUCAUUUCCAUAAAGGACAACCAGCGUAUGAGAUGAUGGAGAGUGAUGCUGAUUGGGCUCCAUCGCUGCGUCUGGGACACACUGACAUCAAACCAACUGACUGUGCACGCUGUGAAAGACGAUGCAACCGUGAGCAGCUAAGAAACAACAUGCAGCAGGAGACCAUGCCUCAGCAGGAUGAACUUUGUGACCAUCAUGUCCUGGACAAUGCUGAGGUGCAUGCUGAUGGGACUGAAGAAUCCAUUACAGAUCAGACUGGUGAAGCACAAUCGCAUCCUGAACAGGAGAGUGAUACAUCGCAAUGCAGUGGCUGCAUCACGAAGAGUGGUGAAAUUAAUAGACUUCGAGAAGAAAAUCAAAAACUGAGGCAGCAACUUAAUAGGGUCAAGUUCAGCGAUGGAUUUUUUUCUGAAAAUGACACUGAUAAAGUAAGGCACUACACAGGACUGCCUAAUUAUCAAACAUACAUGGAAGUGCUGUCCUUUUUUAUGUCUGUCACCUCCUACAAAAAGACUCUGCUUACACCGUUCCAAAUGCUUCUUCUAACACUCAUGCGGCUGCGACUAGAUGUAUCUGUUUAUGUUCUUUCUGACCUGUUCCUUGUUUCAACAAGUACUGUGUAUAGAGUUUUCAAUGAUACUGUAUCACAUUUAUAUUCAUUCUUACGACAUUCUAUUAUAUGGCCAGACAGAGACACUUUGCGGAAAGUUAUGCCACAUCAGUUUGUUCAAUCGUUUGGCAACAGAGUUGCUGUUAUUAUUGAUUGCUUUGAAAUUUUCACUGAGAGACCUUCCAAUGUAAAAGCAUGUGCCCAGAUGUUUUCAAGUUACAAACACAACCACACCAUGAAGUAUCUUAUAGGAAUUACACCUAAAGGAGCCAUAUGUUUUUUGUCCAAAGGAUGGGGGGGCCGUACAAGUGACAAGCAUAUUACCCUGAAUAGUGGAUUUCUAAACAAACUGAUGCCAGGGGACAUUGUUUUGGCUGACAGAGGGUUUGACAUUCAGGAAAAUGUUGGAAUGUUGUGUGCAGAGGUUAAAGUCCCAGCUUUCACAAAAGGCAUGUCUCAGUUGGAUGCUAAAGACGUGGAGGAAACCAGGAAAAUAGCGCACCUUCGAAUCCAUGUUGAACGAGUGAUUGGAAAUGUGAACCAGAAGUAUAAGCUGUUGGCGGGAACAAUCCCAAUUUCGCUCAUACUGCCAUGUGAGGGCGAAGAUGUCACACUUUUGGAUAAGGUGGUUACAGUGUGUUGUGCUUUAACAAAUCUUUGCCCAACUGUUUGUAAGUAGUAUGUCA
Molecule: messenger RNA, 1641 nt
Organism: Salarias fasciatus (jewelled blenny)
Lineage: Eukaryota; Metazoa; Chordata; Actinopteri; Blenniiformes; Blenniidae
Exons: 2
Coding region: 141-1634 (497 amino acids)
Source: RefSeq, a predicted model, not a curated record